AUGAGCUCACAGAAGUACGAAAGGGUGUCUGCAAACGACGAGGAAUAUUGCCAAGAUACUUCUCAAAGACCUUCUAAUACAGAGGCAACUCCCUCUUCUCCACCGCCUUCAUUUCGCUCCCGCGCGUCCUCUCCAUCAUCCCGACACCUACUCUCCGAAGACCCUAUAACAACAGAAGCCGAGAGAACACUGGCGGAUACUUUCGACGACGGAUCCGAUUCAGAUGACGAUGGUCAUAAUGAAGGAGACGAUCGCCAGCGCCUCAUGCGGGCCAAUACCCAUCAAUCCCAAUUAGAGCAGCGAGCCGUACACGAUGGCAACGGACCAAACUUGUCAGGAGCUGUCACAAGACUUCCAGUCGUGGUACAUCCAGUCUCAUCCAAUGUUCCUGCCAGACCCUAUACAGGCGCUACACCCUAUUCUACCUUCUCCCACUCCAAUGACGGUGUGUUUGCAAAUCUAAACGCAAAGCCAGAACGCGGCGAAAAACUAGAGGAACAACCACCGUCCUACGAAGCCGCUGCUGCGGACGCUACACCCCCUUAUUGGGAAACCACCAUUCUGGCACCUGGCCACCUCGCAUCAAGCGACGAAGUUUACGUCGAUGGUCUUCCAGUCGGCUCCCUCUUCAGCUUUGUAUGGAAUGCCAUGAUUAGCGUAUCCUUCACCCUCGUCGGUUUCCUACUGACCUAUCUCCUCCACACCACGCACGCUGCGAAGAACGGCUCAAAGGCCGGUUUGGGCAUCACACUUGUUCAAUACGGAUUUAUGAUGCGCAGUGGCAGAUCUACGGUACCUCCUACAAAUGGACAAGAUCCGGCCUUCACAGCACCGCAGGAUCCAAAUAAUCACGACUUCGACCCUAACGCCGUCUCCGACAGUGCAGCUGCCGCGGCCGCUGCAGCUAUUGCGGAAUCCUCUCAGCAAGCGGCAGCGAGUGGUGCGAACAGUGUAGCAAACAGCGACUGGCUAGCAUACGCAUUAAUGAUCGUGGGAUGGUUCAUACUCAUCCGGGCGGUUAGCGAUUUCUUCAAAGCAAGGCGGCAUGAACAAUUGGUACUGCAGAGUCCUGAUCGGGGACUCAACGUUCCUGUCGUUGCGGAUACUGAGAGGCCGGAGGAGGUGGUUUGA
This is a messenger RNA of Letharia columbiana, 1131 nucleotides long. RefSeq lists its product as uncharacterized. The transcript is spliced from 3 exons. The coding region runs from base 1 to 1131 and encodes 376 amino acids. Gene Ontology annotation, cellular component: perinuclear region of cytoplasm; Golgi apparatus; endoplasmic reticulum. NCBI's taxonomy places the organism in Eukaryota, Fungi, Ascomycota, Lecanoromycetes, Lecanorales, Parmeliaceae. Gene Ontology annotation, biological process: positive regulation of protein ubiquitination; metal ion transport; ubiquitin-dependent protein catabolic process. The record is from RefSeq and is a predicted model, not a curated record.